This is a messenger RNA of Trichophyton verrucosum HKI 0517, 3150 nucleotides long. RefSeq lists its product as uncharacterized. The transcript is spliced from 7 exons. Gene Ontology annotation, molecular function: pyridoxal phosphate binding; carbon-carbon lyase activity. The coding region runs from base 1 to 3150 and encodes 1049 amino acids. NCBI's taxonomy places the organism in Eukaryota, Fungi, Ascomycota, Eurotiomycetes, Onygenales, Arthrodermataceae. Gene Ontology annotation, biological process: carboxylic acid metabolic process. The record is from RefSeq and is a predicted model, not a curated record.
AUGUCCGCACCUCCCACUAAACUCAAUCCUCACGAUGUCAUUAGCUCCUAUUUCAUUGGGCCCAAGGCAGAGAAUCUGGACAGCUUUAGGAUCAAUAUUAAAACAAUCCUAGAUGAGUUGCGGGAUUCUAGGCACCAAUAUUUUGAGAAUGAUGAGGUAUUCAUUACAGAAGAUGUCACAAAGUCGGAGCAGUACCAGCAAAUUGUCUUGAACUUCAACAAAGCUGUCCAAAAAGCUUCUCAAAUUUUGGGGAAACGGUCGGUCCCAUUCUGGUCCCCAAGAUAUGAGGGCCACAUGUGUACCGACUUGACAACUCCUGGGCUUCUGGGAUACUUCAUGACUAUGAUCUACAACCCGAACAAUGUCGCUGUGGAAGCAAGUCCGUUGACCACCUUGAUCGAGCUAGAAGUUGGGAAGCAACUGGCUGAAAUGUUUGGAUAUAACAUUGAUGAAAAAAAAAGAGCCUCCCCCUUUCCUCGCAACUUGAAGUUUUACCCGCUCACCUUGUCCUGGGCAAUGAAAGAAGGAUCGCUUUGGUUCAUUGCUGAUAAGUUCAAGGUUACCCCUUGUGUUGGUAAUGAGAAACUGUUCAAAGACCUUACUCCGUGGGAGCUUCUCAACCUGAGCUCUCACACAAUCUUGGGCCUGGCUGAUCGCCUACAUGAACAAUUUGGCAUUACAUCUAAGUAUCUCGAGGGAGCUUUGAAUCCCUUUAGCAUUCAAACUGUCGGUAAAGACCGCCUUGAAGCCUACUUUGGUAUUAACAAGCCCAUGAAGUACUUCCACGCCAAAACUAGACACUAUUCAUGGCCAAAAGGAGGCGCCAUCGCUGGACUUGGGUCAGGGAACAUGCACGGAAUCAAGCUUGACUUGGAUGGCCAUAUUUCUCUUGAGGACCUUGAGAUAGAACUCAAUCGCUGUCUAAGGGAACAGCAAGCAGUGUUUGCAGUAGUAGCCAUCAUGGGCUCUACUGAAGAAGGCGCUGCGGAUCCGCUGAGAGCCAUUCUUGAUAUGAGAGCGGACUUCCAGCGGAGGGGACUGUCAUUCCUAGUCCAUGCUGAUGCUGCAUGGGGAGGGUACUUCAGUACUAUGAUCCCUAAAGAUGCCAAGGCUCCACAGAUGCCAGGGAGUGGCAGUGGGGCUGGCGGAAAGGAAGUCAUAGAGAUUGUUCCGUCGCUUCCACUGAAGGAAAGCACUCUGACGAAUAUGAUUGCACUCAAGGAUGCAGACUCUAUUACCGUGGAUCCUCACAAAGCAGGAUACAUCCCUUAUCCAGCUGGCAGCUUAGUCUACCGUGAUGGGCGCAUGAGGUUCUUAGUGACAUGGACUAGUCCGUAUCUAUCCCAGGGCUCUUCGGAAAACAUUGGGGUUUAUGGUGUAGAGGGCAGUAAACCCGGAGCAGCCGCCAUGGCUACUUGGUUCUCAAAUACAACUAUCGGCCUUGACCGCAACGGCUACGGCAGACUACUAGGAGAAGCAGCUUUUACGAGCGCACGGUUGUCUGCCCAUUAUGCAGCUAUGCAUUAUGAAGAAGAGACUGAUCCAGUCAAAAAGAAGAAGCAUUACAUAUGCAUCCCCUUCAACAGACUCCCUAUGGAACAUGCUGGCUAUGGCUCCUUAUCUCCAGAAGUAAAUGCGCGAAGGAAGCACAUCCAAGAAAAUAUACUUGAGAAAACCAACGAGGAACUCAUGAAGAGCAAGGACGACAUGAAGUAUCUUCGUGAGCUAGGGUCUGACCUGAAUAUCAAUGCUUUCGCUCUGAAUUGGUACCGCGAGGAUGGCACUCUGAACGAUGAUCUUGAAGAAGCCAACUACUUUAUGAAGAGAAUUGUGCACCGCCUUUCCAUUACCAGCUCUGCCGGAAACCCAAGAGAGAUUCCACUUUACCUGACUUCAACUCAGUUCUCCGAGGAGCUUUACGGAGAGUGUGCUCAGAACUUCAUGAAGCGGCUACAUCUAGCUCCAGCGGCUGAGGACCUAUUUGUACUUCGCAAUGUGGUGAUGAGUCCUUUCCCCACUCAUAAAAAGUUCAUUUGCUCUUUGAUGGAGGUGUUCGAGAAAGUGAUCGAGGAGGAAGUCAAGAAUGUCUGGGAGCGUAACAAGCGAGGCAAAUACCAAGGUGUUUUCCUGAUGAGAGGCACCGAUGAGAUCUUCCUGGACUAUCAUACCAGCUUCCACCAAGCUACCCGGCGUCAACAGAUUAUUCUUGCGGCCAAACUGGACGGUAAUGAAAUGAAGGAAUAUGUGGAAUUGAAGAAAAAUCAGUCCGGAGAGAUAGCAUUCCAAUCCGAGGACCCGUUUGAUCUGGAAGGCUUUGUUGAGGAGGUGAAAAAUGGCAAAAACCCAACCCUCAAGGGCAUCCUUGGGGUAAGACAGAAAGACAAGAUAAUGAAGAGUAUUGACUGCACUAUCAAGGCUACUCGCAUUAUAAAGAGUCGGCCGCUCAACUCGGCCAACCGGGACCAUUCCUACCCGCAGCACAAUAUGCCAUUCUACCUAUACGGAACAAAAGAACAGCACCACAUCUCACACGUUCUUCUCAAGGCGCCAAACAUAUGUCUCUCUGCCAGCAACGUGAAACUUGAUACCGAGCUGGCCAAGGUGGUCCACGACAAUAUCUGUCAAGGACUGGUCUUGACGCUAUGUGACUAUCGCGAGGUUACCAUGCAACCUUGUCCGGACAAAAACGAGGUUAUAAAGAAAGACGCACACUUCUUCUUCCGCCCAGGCAAGGAGUUUGAGGUCAAGGUCUUCAGGGACCCGAAUGCGCCCAUUGCCUUCGGGCCGGGCCUGCUCGCCAACCUUGACACCCCCAUUGCCCGGGGUAAGAUGACACUAGACCAAGAUUGCCAUGUGGAUGUGGAAUCUCUCAACAAUGAUCCCUUAGACAAACAGACCCUCCCAUACAAUCCAUUGAAUGAUUUGAAGGAGCUCGAAAAGGUCCUUACAAUUGCAACUGCUGAGGAGAAUCCUCAGCCUGACGCCCCCAGGAUCGCUCAGCUCUCUGCCACUGCAGUGACUCAGUUCACCGCCGCUGAAACCUCUGCAGAUAGCACUAAUACUGCUAAUGUUUCUGGCACUCCUGGAACGCCUGGAACUCCUGAAUCUGACGAAUCAUCGACUUUCAGCAUUCCACGGCCUAUGGCCUAA